AAUGAAAUCUUUUCCUUUUCAGAAAGUGUUCUUUUUACGGAAGGGGAAAUCGUUCUCAAUUUUCGGUCGGAUGCCACCACUCAAAGGCCUGGAUUUUCUAUACAAGUUCGCCAGCUAAUGGAUUGCGGAACUAGCAGUUCUGUUGCUCCACCAACAAAGGAAUCAUGCGGUGGUAUCUUCGACAGCGAAGAGUUCUCACUGAAGAGUCCCAAUUUUCCACACGAUUAUCCACACGAAGCACAUUGUGAAUACAUGGUGAAAAAGUCUUCAGAUGCAGUCUGUGGCUUGGAAUUGCGCUUCGCUCAUUUCGACGUAGAAAAAGGACCUGAUUGUACAUAUGAUUACUUGGAUAUUGGUCACAAAACUAUCUGCGGUCAUCUGCCUUCUGGAUUUACCCGUGUGAUUCCUUUCGAAAGUCCUCAGAUGAAAUUCACCUUCCGCUCAGAUAGGGGAACUUCCAAAAGUGGAUUCGCCAUUAAAGUUCGCCAGAGAGCUGACUGUGGAGUGACCACUUGGAAACCAGCCACCCCUCCGCCUCGGAUGUGCGAUCACUGUCUGAAGGAGAGCCGCGGUCACCUCAUCAGCCCCGAUUAUCCGGACAAUUAUCCAGCUGGCCUCCGAUGUACAUACCACUUGCAACGAGUUAAAAGUUUCUGCGGAUUAGAGAUUUUCUUCCACGACUUCCAGCUGCAGGACAGCCCUGGUUGCUCGAGAGAUGCUCUAAUAGUGGCUGGAGAACGACUUUGCGGAGAUCGUCUGAAAGGGAAAAUCAAAAAACUUGAUUUUCCAAUUGGCGAGCCUAAUGAAGUGGUCCUGCAGUUUGAAACAGAUGACGAAGGUUCCGGGCAAGGUUUUCAUGCAGAAUAUCGGCAGAUUGCAUGCAGAGGCUACCCUUGGCGACAGGGACGUUCCCAGUGGACACCUUCUAAUGCGUCAGACUGGACAGCGGGCGACUGAAGCCUUUUCUGUUGUUCCCAGUGGAAACAUUCUUUAUUCGGGUUGUUGGAAUCAGGGUUCGGCGGGUGCCUCCUAAUUUCAAAUAACUCGGAAGGACUGACUGAUAAAUAAGGAACAUAUCUUGCAGAAAAGCUAACUGCAUAUCACCAUUCAAACUUCUAAUCAUUUCUAGUGUUGUUGUUCAUUUACGUGCAAUUUCAAUACUCUUGCUACAUGUAUACAUCUAUUAAUUUAUUUCGAAUAUCAUUUUGAGUACGACUGUGGGAAACUAUAUUCUAAGGGAGAGACAGAAAAUAUUUACUUUGCUUCCAGUUGCGGAAAAUAUAUGUCAACAACUCGAAAUUGCUUUCAAAGUGGAGGUUGCCUGAUUCUGGUUUCGAGAUUUAACUCAUGAACUAAUUUUGAAAAUAAUAAAUUUACAUCGUUCUGUUUGAACAAACGUAUUUUAAGCAAUCAAGACAUUUGAAAGAAAAAUUCGAAAACAUAUUUAUGACUUUCAUUUGGAAAACAAAUGUAUUUUUCCUACUAUCAAGAUAGAGCAAUUCAUAUUUUGUUUGGAAUUUAUAUUGAAUGUGGUGUAAGUAUGAAAUUAAAUUAUAUGUAUUUGAUAGUUAUGUUAUAUUUACAUUGUCCGCUGUGCGGAAUUGGUUGUUCUGAAGCUCUAAAUAUCUCAACAAUAAAAUUUAUAUUUAUUAAUA
Messenger RNA from Stegodyphus dumicola, 1655 nucleotides. Its product is annotated as cubilin-like. Lineage: Eukaryota; Metazoa; Arthropoda; Arachnida; Araneae; Eresidae. The record is from RefSeq and is a predicted model, not a curated record. Gene Ontology annotation, molecular function: serine-type endopeptidase activity.